Messenger RNA from Fraxinus pennsylvanica, 2178 nucleotides. Lineage: Eukaryota; Viridiplantae; Streptophyta; Magnoliopsida; Lamiales; Oleaceae. The record is from the annotation of a GenBank genome assembly.
AUGGUGGUUCCGACGAUAGCUCUUUACGCGACUCCACCCAGCAGUGUGUGCUCAGCUCCUCACUCCUGCCAAAUCAACUCUCACGCAUCGUACGAUUUCGAUGUUAACGGCCGGUCAACGUCGUCUGCCUCUGCCUCUGCUUCAGCAUCUCCGUCUCAAAAAUCCAUUGUCGGGGGCCUCUCCUGCUUGUUUUCAUCUCCAGCAAUGAAAUCCUCGAGUUAUUCUGGUGGACCUGAGGAAUCAGGGUCCUUAUGGCACGACAGGGCAGAGGAAUUGAGCUCCUCUUUUAGAUAUACAUCUUUAAAGCGAGAUCAAUUACAUCACAGCCCGGUUUCGGUGUUUCAGGGCCCAACAACUAGUACAAUUGGAUCGAGUUCUCGAAGCUCACCCGUGAGAAUUAGCGGGGAAUUGCAUUCAAUAAGGUCUGGGAGUACAGGUUUAUUCGGUAGGUUCGUGAGGCGCUCGUUGAAUUCUCUCGUGGAUUAUGAUUCUUCACCUACGGGUUUUGACGUAAAGCAUCUCGAUCCUUUUGUCUCAUCGAAUGUAUUGGCAGAUGAGCUCACGUUUAACAUGGAGGAUAAUUUCCCAGAGUUGGAUAUUCUGCCUUAUGCUAAAGACUUGCUUUAUGAUGCUCAGUCGAGGCAUACAAUUUUCCAGGAUGAUUUUGUUAUUAAGGCGUUUUACGAAGCUGAAAAAGCUCACAGAGGCCAGAUGAGGGAAAGUGGGCAUCCUUAUUUGCAGCAUUGCGUGGAGACGGCAGCUUUGCUGGCUACGAUUGGGGCUAAUUCUACAGUUGUUGCAGCAGGGCUUUUGCAUGACACGGUUGAUGAUUCUUUUAUGACUUAUGAUUAUAUUUCGAAGACAUUUGGAGCUGAGGUUUCUGACUUGGUUGAAGGGGUGUCUAAAUUAAGUCAAUUAAGCAAGCUUGCACGGGAUAAUAACAUUGCCAGUAAAAGUGUGGAGGCAGAUCGAUUGCAUACCAUGUUCCUUGCAAUGGCAGAUGCAAGGGCUGUUCUGAUUAAACUGGCUGAUCGAUUGCAUAACAUUGUGACUUUGGAUGCAUUACCUAUAAUUAAACAACAUAGGUUUGCUAAGGAAACUUUGGAAAUAUUUGUUCCACUAGCCAAUCGAUUAGGGAUCUCUAAUUGGAAGGAGCAGCUAGAAAACCUCUGUUUUAAACAUCUGAAUCCAGAUCAGUACCAGGAAUUAUCAUCAAAACUUGUGAAGUCCUUUGAUGAGGCUAUGAUUACUUCUGCUGUAGAAAGACUAGAGCAAGCUUUGAAGGAUGGGGCCAUUUCUUAUCGCUGCCUGUCAGGGAGACACAAGAGCUUGUAUAGCAUCUAUUCCAAAAUGUCAAAAAAGAAGCUGAAUAUGGAUGAAAUUCAUGAUAUUCAUGGGUUGAGAUUGAUUGUUGAAACUGAGGAAGAUUGUUAUAAAGCUCUGAGAGUUGUACACCAGCUGUGGUGUGAAGUGCCUGGGAGGUUCAAGGACUACAUCUUACAUCCCAAGUUUAAUGGGUACCAAUCACUACAUACAGUAGUAAGAAGUGAGGGUAUGGUUCCCUUUGAAGUUCAAAUUCGAGCAAAAGAUAUGCAUUUGCAGGCAGAGUAUGGAUUUGCUGCACAUUGGAGAUACAAGGAAGGUGACUGUAAACACUCUUCGUUCAUUCUUCAGAUGGUUGAAUGGGCACGUUGGGUCAUCACCUGGCAGUGCGAGGCUAUGAAAGAGGACAGCUCAUCGAUUGGCUUUGUUGAGUCCUUGAAGCCACCUUGCACAUUCCCUAUACAUACUGAGGAUUGCCCGUUUUCUUGCAGGCCUCAGUGUGCAUCUGAUGGACCUGUCUUUGUAAUCAUGAUUGAGAAUGAAAAGAUGUCAGUUCAAGAGUUCCCAGCAAACUCUUCUGUUAUGGAUUUCCUGGAAAGGGCUGGUCAAGGUAGCUCUAGAUGGACACCGUAUGGAUUCCCUCUUAAGGAGGAGCUAAGGCCUCGGCUGAACCAUGAACAAGUCAAUGAUCCCACCUGCAAGCUAAAAAUGGGCGACGUAAUUGAAUUAACUCCGCCCAUACCAGAUAAGUCUUUAACAGAGUGCCGGGAAGAGAUACAGCGCAUGUAUAAUCGUGGUGUUACUAUAUCAAGCACAGUGCCUGCUGCCAGUACUAUGGGUAGCUUGAGAAGUUGA